AUGCAAGACACUGAUGCCAGGGGGAGCUCCCCUGCUUUCCUCCGGCCUCAGAACGGGAGCAGUCACAGGUCUUCGGGGUACGUCCCAGGGAGAAUUGCCCCUCUCCGUCCCCCACCGCCUUCGCAGAGCCAUGCUGCAGCCGAAUUUACCUCUGCAAGACAAGAAGCCCGGACAAGACUCCCGUCCUUACUAGUGGAUCAGCAUCGCCACCAGGCAGAAGCCAACAGGCAUAAAAAUACUCUCAUUUGCUUUGCUAUUUCUAGCCUUUCACUUUUUGUUGCACUGGGGAUUUUUUUGGCAAUAGCUUCAAAAUAUGCUCCAGAUGAGAAUUGUCCUGAUCAGAAUCCUCGUCUUAAAAACUGGAGCCCUGGAAAAGAUCCUGAAAAGAGAGUUUUUAUCAAAAAAGGGGAUUUGUUUCGUCUGAACUCAGAUGCUACAGUACACUCUAUAGUUAUACAGGAUGGAGGGUUACUUGUUUUUGGUGAUGAUAAAGAAGGUUCUAAAAAUAUUACCUUGAGAACUCGAUUUAUCCUGAUAAAGGAUGGUGGAAUGCUUCAUGUUGGAGCAGAGAAAUGCCGCUAUAAAUCCAAAGCAACUAUUAUUUUGUAUGGGAAGUCAAACGAAGGUGCUGAUGUGCCAGAAUUUGGCAAAAAAUUUAUUGGCGUGGGCCCUGAAGGAACGCUGGAGUUGCACGGGCACCAGAAGUUAUCAUGGACUCUUCUGUCAAAGACUAUGUAUUUCUCAGGGCUGGCCUAUGGUCAUUAUACAUUUAAAAAGAAUUUUUCCCGGGGACUAAAUGUGAGAGUGAUCGAUCAGGACACAGCAGAGAUUUUGGAAGUGCUGAAGUUUGAUACGCAUGAAUUUUCAGAGGAAAGCUUGAAGCUCCAGAACUUACUGAAAAAUGGAAGUCCUGGUCGCAUUGUUGCUAUUGCUGUAGGAGAUUCAGCUGCUAAAAAUCUACUGGAGGAAACCAGAGUGACUAUUCAAAAUCUUCUGGGAAGUAAAUUUGUCAGAGGAUUGAGUUACAGGCAAGCCUGGGCUUUCGUUGGUGUCAUAGGUGGUGGUAAUUCUUCUUGUAAUGAAUCAGUGAGAAACUAUGAAAAUCACAGCACUGGUGGGAAAGCUCUUGCUCAAAAAGAGUUUUUCACAGUAGAUGGUCAGAAGUUUGUUGUGAGAGCUUACAGCGAAUGGAAUGAUGAGAAUCCUCAGUUUCCUCACGUAGGAGAAGUUAUUGAUGGAGUGGACAUGAGGGCAGAAGUCGGAGUUCUUACAAGGAACAUCUUAAUCAAGGGGGAGACAGAAAAUACCUGCUAUCGUGAAAAGGAGUGUCAGUUCUUCAAUUACGAUACAUUUGGUGGACAUAUCAAGAUUUUGAAGAAUUUUACAUCUGUUCAUCUCUCCUAUGUGGAAUUGAAGCAAAUGGGCCAGCAGCAGAUUGGAAGUUACCCUGUUCACUUUCACCUUUGUGGGGAUGUGGAUGAAAAAGGAGGUUAUAGUUUUAAGACUUACCUGGAAGGUCUUUCCAUUCAUCACUGUUUUUCCAGAUGUGUGACUGUUCAUGCAACUAAUGGCUUGCUGAUAAAGGACACCAUUGGCUAUGACACACUAGGUCACUGUUUCUUCACAGAAGAUGGCAUUGAGCAGAGGAAUACUUUGUUCCACAACCUUGGGCUAGUCACGAAACCAGGCACUCUUCUUCCUACAGAUAGGAACAGCAGCAUGUGUAUUGGUAUUAGGGAUAAAGUGUAUGGAAGUUAUGUCCCAGUGCCAGCCACAGACUGCAUGGCAGUUUCGACAUUCUGGAUUGCUCAUCCCAACAAUCAUCUUAUAAAUAAUGCAGCAGCAGGUUCACAGGAUGCUGGAAUAUGGUAUUUAUUCCACAGGGUUGCUACAGGAGAUUCUCAUAGUUUAGCCAUUGAAACCAAGUCAGAGCUUACACCCCUAGGAAUCUUCUAUAACAACAGGGUUCAUUCUAAUUUUAAGGCUGGUUUGUUCAUUGAUAAGGGUGUUAAAACAACUAAUGCUAGCGUUGAUGAUCCCAGAGAAUAUCUUUGUUUGGACAACAAUGCAAGGUUUCGACCCCAUCAAGAUGCAGACCCUGAAAAGCCCCGAGUUGCUGCCCUGAUUGACAGAUUAAUCUCUUUCAAAAACAAUGAUCAUGGGGCCUGGGUCAGGGGAGGGGAUAUCCUCAUUCAAAACUCUGGGUUUGCAGACAAUGGAAUAGGUUUGACCUUUGCUAGUGAUGGGAGCUUCCCAAAUGAUGAAGGUGCCAGCCAGGAAGUAUCUGAGUCACUGUUCAUAGGUGAGAGCAAGAAUUAUGGGUUUCCAGGUGGCCAAAAUAAAUAUGCGGGAACUGGAGGAAUAGACAACAAGGCACGCACUCUGCCUAGAAAUCGGACAUUUCCAAUCAGAGGCUUUCAAAUUUAUGAUGGACCUAUUCACCUUACCAAGUGCACAUUCAAAAACUUUGUGCCAACUCCAGAUAGAUUUACCAGUGCAGUUGGAUUCUUGAUGAAAAAUCCAUGGCAGAUGACACCAAAAAACAACAUUUCUCUUGUGAAGUUUGGUCCGAAUGUUUCUUUGAAAGCCUUCUUUGGAAAACCUGGUCCCUGGUUUGAAGAUGGAGAUCUGGAUGGUGACAAGAACUCUAUAUUCCAUGAUCUAGAUGGUUCAGUGACUGACUACAAGGAUACCUAUGUGGGCAGAAUGGACAACUACUUGAUUCAACACCCCAAAUGCAUUAAUAUUACAGAAUGGAGUGGAGUGGUUUGCAGUGGGACCUAUGCAGACUAUGUUUAUGUCCAAACCUGGAAUGGACAGAAUCUUUCCAUGACUAUUGUACGAGAUGAGUACCCAGCCAACAUGGUUCUUCGAGGUAUUAAUCAGAGAGCUGUCUUUCAACAAUACCAGCCAGUAGUGAUGCUCCAAAAGGGCUACACAAUACAUUGGAAUGGAAAAGCUCCAAACGUCACCUAUCUUUAUUUGAUUAACUUCAACAAGAAUGACUGGAUUCGUGUCGGUCUUUGUUAUCAACCAAAUACAGAUUUUGUUAUAGUAUUGGAAACCUUUCAAAGGCGGUCAUCUGCUCUGUCAAGCAAGGUGGAGCGCUACAUGCCUGUGUCAUCAAUGAUGGAGCUCGAAAAGAAUCGAUCAGACAAGAAGUUUUACUUUGACAACAGUACUGGAUUACUGUUUUUAUUUCUUCAAGCCAAAUAUAAUAGGGAUGGUCACAGUUAUUGCUCAUCUCAGGGAUGUGAAAGGAUCAAGAUUGUGACCAAAGAUUCAGCAAAAGGGAUCAGUAACUGCAUGGCAAAAGCUUACCCAAAGUACUACCAAGGACCAACCGUCAUCAAGCGGAUGCCAGUCAAAACUACUGUACCAUGUACAAAAUGCGGCACAACUCAGAUCGUAUUCACCAGCGAUCCUCACAAAAACUACCUCCUUGUGCAGAUUAAUUCAUCUGGUAAAAAAGAGUUAAGCAGAGGUCAGCAAGCAUUUAUUUCUGUCAAUGGCACAAUGUUUUCCUACAAGGAUAAUGGUAUACUUAUUGUUGUAGUUGAUGCCUGCAUUGGCACAGUGUUGGGAAAAAAAUUAUUUUCUGGAGCAGACAUUAAGCAUGUAGAUGGAUAUUUAAAAUCUGGAAUUCCACAAAGGUCUAUCGUUCUACUGAGCACAAGAGGUGAUGUAGCAAUUCCCAAUAAUUUAUCAGAAGCCUUAAUGUCCUUGGGGACAGCCAAACCGCCUUAUCUUCAGAGCAACGGAAGCCUGGCCUUUCUGGGCUUCAGAGGAGACUUUAAGCCAUCCUGGAUUAAGCUUUUUACCGGUCCUGCUGAGCAUGGGCUCGUUCAGAUAGAGAAGUAUAUCCCUUUACAACUGGAAGAGUAUGGCUGUGCCAGAGCAAUCAAAAGCCGACGGAAAGACCUCGAGCUUCUGAAGAAGGCUACACGAUCUUAUUAA
This is a messenger RNA of Nipponia nippon (crested ibis), 3957 nucleotides long. The record is from RefSeq and is a predicted model, not a curated record. Lineage: Eukaryota; Metazoa; Chordata; Aves; Pelecaniformes; Threskiornithidae.